This is a messenger RNA of Cebus imitator (Panamanian white-faced capuchin), 2559 nucleotides long. It is a transcript of the gene FRMD1, whose product is annotated as FERM domain containing 1. The record is from RefSeq and is a predicted model, not a curated record. NCBI's taxonomy places the organism in Eukaryota, Metazoa, Chordata, Mammalia, Primates, Cebidae. Gene Ontology annotation, cellular component: cytoplasmic side of apical plasma membrane; cytoskeleton. Gene Ontology annotation, biological process: positive regulation of hippo signaling.
GCCAUGCUGGAUUCCUAGCCCAGGCCUCCCUCUCAGUUCCCUUCCCUGCAAGAAGCUCGGUAAGGGCGGGUUCCAGAAGACACAGCUGUGAUCUGGGAGGUGCUGAGCUCCCACCUGCGACCCGUGGCUGGGGAGGGCCCAGUAAUGACAGCAUGGCAGUGCCCCCAAGAGGGAGGGGCCAUAGGACCACCCAGAAACCUGAAGCGUUCUUUCCUGCAGGGGUGCAACGGACAGAGCCCAGUCCUGAGAGGCCCGCGUGCAGCCGCAGGAGCCGACCUGGAGAUCUCAUGAUGGCCUCGGAGCACAGGGAUGUCCUCGUGCUGCUGCCCAGCCGGGAGCAGCUGCGGCUGGCCGUGGGGGUGAAGGCCACUGGCCUGGAGCUUUUCCAGCAAGUGUGCAACGUGCUGAGCAUCAGAGACACCCAGUUCUUCGGCCUCUGUGUGGUCAGAAACAAUGAGUAUCUAUUUAUGGAUCUGGAGCAAAAGCUCAGCAAGUACUUCCCAAAAGACUGGAAGAGAGAAAGGUAUCAAGGAAGCAAGAAAUGCAGAGCGCCCUUCGUGGCCUUCCUCCGAGUGCGGCACUACGUGGAAAACGGAAGGAGCGACCCCCGGGCACGGCACCUGUACUACUGCCACCUGAAGGAGCGUGUGCUUCGGUCCCAGUGCGCCCACCAGGAGGAGGCCUACUUCCUGCUGGCCACCUGUGCGCUGCAGGCUGACCUGGGCGAGCACUGGGCACCGGCCCAUGCCGGGAGGUACUUUGAGCCACACUCCUACUUCCCACAGUGGAUCAUCACCAAGAGGGGGAUUGACUACAUCUUUCGGCAUAUGCCCGCCCUGCUCUGCGAGCGCCAGGGCCUGAGCCCCAAGCAGGCCAUGCUGCGCUCCAUCCAAGAGGCCUGCCGGCUGGAGGACGUGCCCGUGCACUUCUUCAGGCUGUACAAGGAUAAGGAGGAAGUUUGCUCCACCGUGAUCCUGGGACUGACCCUCAGGGGAGUGCACAUCUACCAGCUGACGGGAGGGGGGAAGAAGCUGGAGAUCUGGCCGGACGGGCUGCCCGCGGCGCGGAAGCUGGUUUAUUACACGGGCUGGCGCUCACGGCACCUGCUGCACCUGCUGCGCACCAGCCACCAGCUCCAGCUCCGCAUGCGGCCUGCGCUACACGUGCUGCGGCGGCGGGAGGAGGCAGAAGAGAAGCAGCGCUACCGGGAGUCGUACAUCAGCGAUGGGCUGGAGCCGGACCUGGACCCAUCCAGCAGGGGCUCCCCGGGCAGCGGGGGCAGCAGGGACAGUGGGGACAGCAGCCAGCACUGCCCCCACCACCUCUCACUCCACUCCACCGACAGCCACGGCAGCUCCCACACGGCAGGCAUCGAGGCAGACUCCCGGCUCAGGGAAUCCAGAGAGAUGCUUGUGGACCCGCCCUCAGGGGUCCAGGGGCUCCCGGAGAAGGCGCCGUCCUCCGGCCCCAGGACCAGUGGCAGCCGCCCUGGCACACAUGACAGCCAAGGACCAGCCCAGGAUCCCUGUGCCCACGUCAGGACCAGAGGCCACAGCGCUCAGGUCGUGUACCAGAUCCGAGAGAUGAAAGCCGGGGCCAGUGAGGAGCAACAUAGCUGCAGCCUGGACGGUACGCGUCUGCACCAGCUGGCCCUGCACCCAGAGCCUGCCUCACUCUGCCACACCUUCCACUGCACCCUGGACCUCAGGCUGGCAUGCCCCUGCGAGACCAGGGCCACGCUCCCCAGCAGCAGGUCCAGGAACUGCCUGGCUCUGGACCUGCUCAGGGAGGCCCCGCCCCCACAGGAGUCUGUGGUGUAGGCACCAUCUACCCAGCAGCACCAUCUACACUGCCAGCCUCAGGUAGCUCAGCCCCCACCCACCCACUGCCACAUGGCCCUUGGCCCUUCCUGCCCACCGGAUGCUGCCCCCACCUCCGCAGCCAGCACGCUCCACAGGCUCACCUGGGACAGGUGUGGAGCCGGCUCUGACAUCAACCUGGGAGGUGACAGACAGUCCCACACCUCAUGCCUGCCCGAGGUGCACCUGGGAGCUCCUUCCGUCGGGGUCUCCAGGGAGUAGGUUCAAGGUCUGGCAGGUUCAAAGCCAUGGUGUUGACCUUAGCCCCUCACCCGUCCUAACCUGGGAGAGAAGGUGACAGUGGGCCCCAAACCUGGAGAGAGAGCUCUGACGUUUACGACAGCUCCCUGGGAGACAGUACUGGUGGGCACCGGCUUCCAGGGCCCCUGAGCCGAGUUCACGGUGGCUGUUGCUGUGCAGGACCCAGGCCCCUUCCAGACCUGGACCCUCCUGCAGUUCCUGCUUGCAAGUGCUGGGCCUGUCAGACGGAGGCCCCUCCUGAGACGCAAGCCCAGAACUGUCACCUCAGACCCAGCCCAGACCCUCACCCACCACCCAUGUGAGUGACACACAGAAAUUAGUCAAUGACUGUGCUUUCCCUUCCAAGUAAGACCCCACUGCCCCCAGGCUAAAGCCAACUCUGCUGCCACCUCAGCCAUGAUGCCUCAGGGCCCGGUCUGCUCACAGCACAGGUGGCUUC